This is a messenger RNA of Spirodela intermedia, 574 nucleotides long. The record is from the annotation of a GenBank genome assembly. Lineage: Eukaryota; Viridiplantae; Streptophyta; Magnoliopsida; Alismatales; Araceae.
AUGACAUGGGUAGCAGUGAGGCCUGAUGCAUCACUGGCCGCGGUACUUGUCAUAAUCCUCUUCCUCACGCCCGUCGAAGGGUACGCCGUGCGAGCAGGGCGCGCUCUGAAGCUGGGGAAGGAGAAAGUCACCUAUCUCCACUUUUUCCUACAUGACACCAUCUCCGGCGAAAACCCCACCGCCGUACAGGUUGCCAAUCCCAACAGCACCCGUUUCCCCUUCGGUUUUGGUAGCGUCUUCGUCAUCGACGACGUCCUCACGGAGGCUGUAGAGCGCUCCUCACCGGUCGUCGGCAACGCCCAAGGCAUUGACGUUCUGACAGGGCUAGAUAAGUUCUCCCUCGUCAUGACGGAGAGAGCUCCCGGUGGACUUCGCAUUCACCACCGGGAAGUACAAAGGAAGCUCUUUCAGCGUGAUGUCCAGGAACCCAAUCACAGAGACGAGGAGAGAGCUGGCGGUGGUCGGCGGAAGGGGCAAGUUCCGGCUGGCCCGCGGCGUCGCCCAACUUACCACGCGUUUGCUCAAGUAUCCCGACGCCAUCAUCGAGUACAACGUCACCCUGUUUCACUACUGA